This is a messenger RNA of Fusarium fujikuroi IMI 58289, 819 nucleotides long. RefSeq lists its product as uncharacterized. The transcript has a single exon. Bases 1 to 819 code for a protein of 272 amino acids. Lineage: Eukaryota; Fungi; Ascomycota; Sordariomycetes; Hypocreales; Nectriaceae. The record is from RefSeq and is a predicted model, not a curated record.
AUGCUUGUUUUGCCUUUUAUCCUGGCCCUAAGUGCAAGCGCCAUCACGCACGCACAUGGCGUCUUGGUCGAACGCUCAGAAAACCACCUCAUCAAAGGGCCCGCUUCCCCAGAUGGCGCCUCUUCAUCCUCUAUGGAGCCAUUGUGGCAUGCGAAGCAACAAGGCGACGGCGUGGUGAAGUUGGACUUUCAUCGAUUGAUCCAGCGUCGAGACACCAGUUCAGCUGAUAGCGGGACCUCAGCAGAAGCUACGAGCAAGGCAACCAAAGAUACCUCCGCGGUUUCUACCACUGAAUAUGAAGCUACGACGACAGCUGAGGCUGACAGUACCACGCUUAAAACAGCUGGUUCUGGGACGGAGGCAUCCACCACCGAAGAAAGCUCCGUGUCAUCAACGACCAGCACCUCAACGUCAACCUCAAGCACAGUAUCAUCGACAAGCACGACCUCGACUUCUACGGAACCCGGCGCAUCAUGCUACAGCACGACAGUCAAGAGCAGCACAAUCUGUGAAACAACAGGACUCACCACAUUGACGUGUUACGCUGCCAAUAUAACCUCGAGCACAUGUUCUCCAGGCCUUCUAUGUGCGACCCAGUCAAGUGACGGCGUUACGAUCUGCAUGGAACUUCAGAAUGAAGUUGGUACAGCCGGUAUCAUCAUCGCUUCUGUUUUCUCGGCACUUAUACUCAUUUGUGCUUGUACCCUCAUGACCAUGUGCUAUAGAGAUAAGAGCAAGCAGAGGAGACAGGAGGAGUUGAGACGGGUGAGAUCGGUGAAGAUUGCUGAGAGGGCUACUUUGCUGCAGUCUGCGCAGUAG